AUGAUAGUAAAAGACUUACAACCUUUAUCAAUCGUUGAAGAUAGGGGUUUUCGGGAACUAAUUGGGGGUCUGGAGCCCUCCUUUGUCAUACCGAGCCGCUUUACGUUAACUAAUUUAUUCCUGCCGCAAAAGUAUGAACAAAAAAAAGAGAAAUUUAAAAAUUUGAUUUCAAAAGCUGAUUCAGUUGCUCUAACUACAGAAGGAUGGACUGCUCAACAUAGACAAAUGAGUUAUAUUUUUUAUACCGCUCAUUUUAUAACCCCUGAGUGGACUUUACAUUCUUGCUUAUUAGAAUGCGGACAAUAUGAUGAAAGUCAUACUGCUCAACAUUUACAAUCAGAAAUAUUUAGGAUUGCAGAAGAAUGGGGUAUUUCAGACAAAGUUUUUUCGGUUACGGAUAACGCUGCAAAUGUUAAAGCAGGCUUAAGAUUAACAGGAUGGGGUCACAUAGGAUGUUUUGCACAUACUCUAAAUUUAGUUGUGCAAAGCGGAUUGGAAAUCUCAGAUAUUAAACCAUUACGCAAAAAGGUUAAAACGAUAGUGGAACAUUUCCACAGAAGUACAAAGGCGAACAACAAAUUUCUUGAAAUUCAAAGACAAAUGUCGAAUGAUUUAAUAUUAAUAAAUGAUGUUGUAACGAGAUGGAAUUCGACGUAUUUCAUGUUUGAAAGAUUUUUAAAGGUUCGAGAGCCACUCGUAGCUACUUUGGGAAUAUUAAAUAAUCCUGUUCAGAAUCUGUCUAAAGAAGAAUGGCAGUUGCUUAAAGACAUUUGUUUAAUUUUAAAACCAUUUGGGCAGAUAACAACGGAAUAA
Molecule: messenger RNA, 813 nt
Organism: Psylliodes chrysocephalus
Lineage: Eukaryota; Metazoa; Arthropoda; Insecta; Coleoptera; Chrysomelidae
Source: the annotation of a GenBank genome assembly